CACAGCUCUGCCUGAGCUGCUAAUCUCUCUGGCUGCUGAAACCCUUUGAAGCCGCUGAUCCUGCUCAAGAGACAGGUGGUCCCGGACGCCGCCAGCAUGCCGGGCUUCCUGGUGCGCGGAGCCCGGGGGAGGCUGUGCGUGGGCCUCGCCUGCGCCCUGGGCCUGUGGAACACAGUGGCUGCUAUUAAAGGAGAAGCCAAGAAGGAAAAGGUCACAACCUUCCUACCGACAACAGGGUCUGGCAAUGAGGAAGCCGAGAAGGAAAAAGCCGGGGCUUUCCUUGGUGCGACAGAGCUGCCUGCGAGGGCGGUGGACCUGUCCGCCCUGAACCUGACGGAGGUGGUGAACGGCAUGCUGAGCAGAGCUUUAAAAGAUCGCAAGAAAUUCUUCUCCUUGCUCAGCAUCACGUCCUACAGCUCCUUCGCCUUCCACAAGCUCUCGGUGGCCGUUUACAACAUUUCUAACCUGAAGACGGUGGACCAGGCCAGGUUCCCCACGCGGUACUGCUACUGCUUAAGCAAUCGGACCAAUGACCUGUCAGAUUUCACAGCCCUGCUGGUGGACAUCAUUGGGAAUUCCACCAGCUACCUCACCGAGAUUUUCAAGUCGACCUCUAUCCUCUCAGUGAGUCAGACGAAUGCCUCCGACUGCAUCUUCAUCUGUGUGAUGACGGGGAAGGCAGGACGGAACCUCUCUGACUUCUGGGAGUUGGCGGAGAAAUCUCCGGUCAUCAAUUACACCUUCACCAGCAGCCUGGCCGCGGCUCCGGCUGCCAGGGGGACAGCUGUGGCUUCCAAGCUCACACCCACGAGCCAGCAAACACCGCCGAGGACAAGCCCUCCACGCCCAGCCCGGAGCACCGGCGUGUCUGCUCUGGGAGCCUCUCCCUGGACCGAGGUGCCUGAUCCUUUAGAGGGAGAGCAGGCGGUGAACACAGACAGGCUUCCUGAACUCCUCGCCACGGCCACGGCCACGGCCACGCCGGGCAGCGUCUCUCCCACCCUCCCAGGCUCGGCUACCAGGAGGGCGGCCGGAGCUCCAUGGGUGACAGACGGCAGGCAGGCCUGGGCGUCCACACUGCCCGUGCCCCGGGCUCCGACCACCAGCAAGGAAGCGCCUGGAGGGCCUCCCUGGGAAGCGCUUUCCUCCGCAGCGACAUCGCCCACAAAGGCCAAGGACACGGGGACCACGGGGAGCCUUUCGGAGCCUCCUGCUGGGACACACGGCAGCCCUUCCCAGACCAGCCCAACCUCGGGGACACUCACCCCGGGCACACAGACUUCCAGUCCCACCAAGGCCCCGGCCCCCCGGUAUCCACACACAGGUGACCUUCUGCGGCCAUUGCCCCCUGCAGAGGAGCCAGCCCUGGUCCCGGGACCCCACCACGUUCAUGUCUCAAGGUGUCCUCAGCAGCUCCUCAGAGAAGGGCCCCUGACAGCCGGGCCCCUCCCCGGGGCCGCCCACAAGCUCACCCCCUGCCUGAUGGAGCUGUGCCGGUUUUUCCAGCAGUGCCUCUGCGCAAGCCCGAGGAGGGACCCCAGGACGGAGGCCAUGAGGUACUGUCUUGAGUUCUAUUCCUGGUUUCUGAAGAACGCAACCCACAUCUGCCAGGAGGCGAAGAGGGUGCCCCACUCGCGCACCUUAAAACAACGAUGCCUGGAGAACAUCUGCAGGUCUGUGUGAGCCUUGAGAGAACAAUGGGACCUCACCAUGAACCCAGCCAUCUCUCCACCCUGGCCCCUGGCCCCUGGCCCCAGUGGGCUGCACUGGCAGGAUUCACCCGGCCUCAGCUAGACCAGGGGUGGGGAACCUUUUCCUGCCCAGGGCCACUUGGAUAUGCACAGCACCAUUGGAGGGCCAUACAAAAUGGUCAGCUUAACAAUUAGCCUGCUGUAUUGGUCAAGCAUGUAAUUAUCUCCCCCCCAAUGCCCCGGCAGGCCCAGACCUAAUGAUUCUGUGGCUUUACACCAGCGGUUCUCAACCUUGGCUGCACAUUAGAAUCACCUGGGAACAUUUUUAAACUCCUCCGAGAUG
Molecule: messenger RNA, 2034 nt
Organism: Myotis brandtii (Brandt's bat)
Lineage: Eukaryota; Metazoa; Chordata; Mammalia; Chiroptera; Vespertilionidae
Gene: HHLA1
Product: HERV-H LTR-associating 1
Exons: 17
Coding region: 97-1683 (528 amino acids)
Source: RefSeq, a predicted model, not a curated record